Molecule: messenger RNA, 414 nt
Organism: Blumeria graminis f. sp. triticale
Lineage: Eukaryota; Fungi; Ascomycota; Leotiomycetes; Helotiales; Erysiphaceae
Source: the annotation of a GenBank genome assembly
AUGCUGCAUAGCCACAAUAUGCACUUCCCUCGCUUGCUGAACUGCCGUGCAAUUUGGUUCGUAUCUAUCAUAGCUGUGGUGCAGUGUUUUCAAAACUAUAGAUGUGACAACAAUUAUGUGGUAACAGCCGAGGAGAUUGAAGAAGUCUACAAUAAGGUCGUGCGCUACACAAAUGAUGCCGCUAGAACGGGCAAAUCUCUGAAAGAUGAUGAAUAUAGAGGAAACUUGGCCGAUGUACCAGCACACACCUAUAAUUGGUUCAUAACCUACUCGCUCAACUCCUCGGGAAAUCUGGCGAUGGAUUACUUUCUACUGACGUCUUCCUCGAACGAAAUCGUGGGGGUAAUAAGCACUGCCUUCAGUCCGUUUGUUAAAAAUGAUGACAACUGGUGUACCCCGAUGUCACCGGCUUAA